This is a messenger RNA of Astyanax mexicanus (Mexican tetra), 5042 nucleotides long. RefSeq names its product serine/threonine kinase 38a (gene stk38a). NCBI's taxonomy places the organism in Eukaryota, Metazoa, Chordata, Actinopteri, Characiformes, Acestrorhamphidae. The transcript is spliced from 14 exons. Gene Ontology annotation, biological process: peptidyl-serine phosphorylation; intracellular signal transduction. The record is from RefSeq and is a predicted model, not a curated record. Gene Ontology annotation, molecular function: ATP binding; protein serine/threonine kinase activity. The coding region runs from base 78 to 1487 and encodes 469 amino acids.
GCGACCUGGAAGGAGGAAAUAAUGAGCAGGCUCGGCUCGUAGGUUGCAGUCAGUUUUAGGUCGAGGAGAAGGCAACCAUGGCGAUGACCGGUCAGACAUCCUGCUCCUCCAUGAGCAACCACACAAAGGAGCGGGUCACUCUGGCUAAAGUGACUCUGGAGAACUUCUACAGCAACCUGAUCUCCCAGCACGAGGAACGGGAGAUGCGACAACAGAAGUUGGAGAAGGUGAUGGAUCAAGAGGGACUAGCUGAUGAAGAGAAGCGCAUGCGACGCUCUCAGCAUGCAAGGAAAGAGACAGAGUUUCUCCGGCUCAAGCGGACGCGCCUCGGACUGGAAGACUUUGAGUCACUCAAGGUGAUUGGCCGUGGGGCUUUCGGAGAGGUGCGUCUGGUUCAGAAGAAGGACACAGGCCAUGUGUACGCCAUGAAGAUUUUACGCAAGGCUGACAUGCUUGAGAAAGAACAGGUUGGACACAUUCGGGCAGAAAGGGACAUUCUGGUGGAGGCAGACAGUCUGUGGGUUGUGAAGAUGUUCUACAGCUUUCAAGACAAGAUGAACCUCUACCUCAUAAUGGAGUUCCUACCUGGAGGUGAUAUGAUGACUCUGCUGAUGAAGAAAGACACUCUAACUGAAGAGGCUACUCAGUUUUAUAUAGCUGAGACUGUGCUAGCUAUCGACUCCAUCCAUCAGUUGGGUUUCAUCCACAGAGACAUUAAACCUGAUAACCUGCUGCUAGACUCAAAGGGGCAUGUGAAGCUGUCUGAUUUUGGCUUGUGUACUGGACUGAAGAAAGCUCACAGAACAGAAUUUUACAGAAACCUCAACCACAGCCUGCCCAGUGACUUCACGUUCCAGAACAUGAACUCAAAAAGAAAAGCGGAAACAUGGAAGAGAAACAGGAGACAGCUGGCCUUCUCCACUGUUGGAACCCCUGACUACAUUGCGCCAGAAGUGUUUAUGCAAAACGGAUACAAUAAGCUGUGUGAUUGGUGGAGUCUCGGUGUCAUCAUGUAUGAGAUGCUUAUAGGCUACCCUCCAUUCUGCUCAGAGACACCACAGGAGACCUACAGAAAGGUGAUGAAUUGGCGGGAGACCCUCACCUUCCCCCCAGAAGUUCCAAUCUCCGAGAAGGCCAAAGACCUAAUCCUCAGGUUCUGCUGUGAGAGUGAUGUCAGGAUUGGUGCAACUGGAGUUGAAGAGAUCAAGUCCAAUGCUUUUUUUGAGGGGGUGGACUAUGACCAUAUCAGGGAGAGACCUGCUGCCAUUCCCAUCGAGAUCAAAAGUAUAGACGACACAUCUAACUUCGACGAGUUUCCAGAAUCAGACAUCCUCCAGCCGACGAGUAAAUCGACUGUCGUGUCCAACCACAGCGAGGCAGAUCUGAAGAGCAAAGACUGGGUCUUCAUCAACUACACAUACAAGCGCUUCGAGGGGCUGACCGCCCGGGGGGCCAUUCCUUCCUAUAUGAAAUCAGGGAAGAGAUAAACACGUCACAUGCUGGAUUCUCAUGGAAGAAGUGUUUUAUUGUUUUCUGCGAGGAGUCUUCCUUUAAUUUUUUUCUUUUUUUUUCUCCUCCUUCUCUACUACUUCACAUUACUUUGGAUUGGUCCAUCUAUCGACACAAGCCUCCAUCCUGUUUUGACCCAUUUUGGGAUGAGUCAGUCAUGGUGGUGGAGUCCUUUUCCAGCACUUGUUCUCACUGUUGAAGUUCUUUUUUUAUUUUUUUAUUUCUUCCAGCUUCAUCAGUAGAAGCUGCUGAAACCCCUUGCUUUUCAUUUUUGGCUGUUUUUUGGCUUUUGUGAAAAUUGGGCCAAUCUUUUUUUUUUUUUUAUCCAGUAACUAUUUUGAAAGACUUGGAAAACUAGAGGGAGAGAUGAUCAGUAAACGUAUCUCUCAAACUUUGUUGGCUUUAUUUUUAGUUGGAGAAAUUUCCCAUUUUUAAACAGAUCAGUUUAAGAUCAGUCCUGCUUGGGUUCAGCCGUCUCCAUGCCCUCAUCUGCUGUAUAAAUCUUGCACCAUUGUUUUAAGUAAACAAAAGAAGGAGAAGAGAAAGGAGAAGAGGAAUUUCUCUUGGCAGUUUUUUUAAAAAGUCUUUGCAGAUGGAUGCAUUUGAUUUUUAUCUCAUUUUUGAAUAGAACCUAGACACUUGUCACCAUAGACUUCACCAUAUUGGCAACAGCAAAACUCGUGAGGCUCGUAUUUUUAUUUAUCCAAAUAACCAUCCCUGUUCACAAGUCUGGAAUAAUGUGUGUGAAACAUUUGCCUUACACUUGGAUACUACAUGAAUGUUCCAGUAACGCUUUUACACCAGCAAAAUGUUACAAUUAGUCUGUCUGUGCCCGGCUUGCAGACUGAACCAAAGGUUUCUUUCUACAUUUCCACAGAACACCAGCCAGUGGUAGUGAGUGACCAAGCAAAACCCAAUGACUGUAUAUAUAGGCAUGGACUCUGUAGUUUCAUUCCCUUUAUGUUCUAUAGAAGUUAAGCCAGCAUUGUCUGCCAUUUUUUCGAAUUUGCAACCAAAAUUGUGCACACUUUUGGUAGUUCUGCCCUCUUUUCAUAGACAAAACAUAGUCUUAGGCCGCCUUUAUUAAGUUUACAGCACAGCCACAAUAACCUGAAGCUAAGUGUGGCUAAGUGUGGUCCAGUGGACAGAUGCUGGUUCGAAUCCUGUUCAUGCAGCUUGCCAUCAGCUGCCAGAGCCCUGAGAGACAAUUGUACAAUUGGCCUUGCUCUCUCUGGAUGGGUAGAUGACACUCUCCUCCCUCAUCACUCCUAGGAUGAUGUUGAUCAGCACAAGGCUGCAUCUGUGAGCUGAUGUAUUAGAACCGAGUCGCUGCACUUUCCUCUGAGUGCGCUGGGAUGCUACUCGGGAAUGCUGCAUCAGCAACAGUUUGAACAGAGCUGGUGAUUGGCUUCACGUGUGUCGGAGGCUGCAAGUGCUGGUCUUCACCCUUCUUGUGUUGAGGCAUCACCUGUGAUGGAGGGAUUUACAGCUGAGUAGCAACUGAAUGGGUGUAAUAAUUGGCUAAUAAUUAAAAAAAAAUACUUUUACAGUUUAAAGGAGAAACAUUUGAUUGAAAAUAGUCUCUUUUGGCUUUAAAACAUAUGUAGCAGCAAAGAUGCUAUACCUGUGUUGGCUUCACUACUUUUAAGGGAUGCUGCGCUGUCCAUGCUCAUAUACAGUCAUUGGUGAACCUCCUGACCAGCUAAUUUUACUUUCAGUUAAUGAAGCUUUACCUGGUAAUUACCUGGUUAUACACAGACUCGCUGUUAUCUCUGUUCCUUAAAAGGGCUGGCUCUUCAUGUUUACCCCGUUCAACUGGGAACAAAUCCAUGUAGCUCUUAGCGGCUGCAGAUUUAUGAGCAUUGCGAUUCAUAGUAAAUGUAGUGUGCUGAGUUUUCUAAUUUGAUGGUUCUAUAACCGAAUAGUCUUGUCUUCCGUAUUGAUAGUGGGCUAAAAGGCAUGCUUUUGUAGCUAAGCAAUAUUUUACCAAAGAUCUGUGACUUGCAGCAACUGAAGAAUCUUGGAUAUGCAGCUCCGUUUGUGUUUGGAAUGUCUUCUUUCUGGUGUGUGUGAACAUACAAUAUUACAGCACUGAAUUAGCGUGUAGAGAUGGUUUGUCUUCACUUAUAAUAACUAAUUAAAAAUUGAUGAGUAGCAUAGCUUUUGCUUAGCAUUUAGCAAUGUCAAUAUUGUCAUCAUUCCAGUGUGGCUUUGGGUUGAUAAAAUGCUGUAUUGUAUGUAUUACAUGCAGGUGGCCACUUGAUUAAACUAUGCAUAGUGAUGCAUAGUGUUUGCAUGUGUGUGGUGUAGUGUAGUGUGGGAAUUUUGGAAAUUCAGAUGAAUUUGUAGAAAAAUCUUGGAGGACUUUUAUUUUUUAGGCCUGAAACAUACUUCACACGAGGAUGAGGGCGUGAACACUGAUGCUUUGAAGUGCAGACUGGAUUUUAUGCGUUUUUGCUUCUGCAUCAAAUCUUUAAUCUACCCUACACUGUACUAAAGCUGGGCGAUAGAGUAAAAAUAAUGUAUUCUGAUAUAUUAUUUUAAAUAACUUUUUCCCUCAAUUUACAAGAACAAUCACCCUACCCACUCAUUAAGACUCCCUAUAACAAUACUAAUGCCGCAAAACCAGGCUCUGUGGAAAGUGCAGCGACUCUGUUCUGAUAUAUCAGCUCACAGAUGCCUUGUGCUGAUCAACAUCACCCUUUUGGAGUGAUGUGGGGAGAGAGUGAUAUCUACUUACCUAGAGAGAGCAAGGCAAAUUGUGCUCUCUCUCAGGGCUCUGGCAGCUAAUCGCAAGCUACAUGAACGGGAUUCGAACCAGCAGUUUCCCCAUCAUGGUGGCAGUGCCUUAGUCUGCUGGACCACUCCAUUUAACCUGUCCAGAGCCCCUGUGUCCUAAUAUUUUAAAGACAUGUUAGGAUAAAGGAUAUUUGUCGGAUGUUUAAGAAUAUUUGUUUCAUUGUGCUGAAAAAAAAAAUGCUAAGAAAAUGUACAUUAAUUUAUUAAAUUAUCGGCAUAUUGUUCACCACUAUGUUGUAUCUUUCCCAUUCACCUCCCCAGAAAUGUAACCACACAUUGCAUCAAGGCAGAUCUCAGCAAUCUCAGCAACUGUGAUUGGUCCGCUGGGAAUCAUAUUCCUGUCUAUGCAGACUCCCCUACUUACAAAUAUGAAUGCUCACAACAGCAUGGUCUCAACAGCAUGUAGACUUGUGUUCACCUGGUGCAGGAAUAUAUAAAUACAUAAAUAAAGUAAAGGGAGAGAAGAACUAUAUUUUUUGAACCACCAGCAUAUAUUAAAUAAAGUAUGUUUCAGGCCUUAAACUUCACGUCUUCAGUCGUGCCCAUGCUGUUAGCUUUCAGUACUUAGCUUCAUCAUGAUAAUGCUGAAAGCAGUCCUUUGCACAAACACCAGAGCUGUUUUGAAGGUGUGUGUGCGUGCAUGUGUGUGUGUGUGUGUGUGUACCUGUGUGUGCCACAAUGACUUAAAUACAGACUCAACUUCCGAGUUCUGGGGUUCUUGGUUCUGAGAGUAA